Messenger RNA from Perkinsus marinus ATCC 50983, 674 nucleotides. RefSeq lists its product as hypothetical. The record is from RefSeq and is a predicted model, not a curated record. Lineage: Eukaryota; Perkinsozoa; Perkinsida; Perkinsidae. The transcript has a single exon. Gene Ontology annotation, molecular function: RNA-DNA hybrid ribonuclease activity; nucleic acid binding. The annotation marks the transcript as partial.
UCUGUUCGCGUACGCGCUUCCAAGCAAUGGCUCCACAGAGACUGGGACAUUAGUGAGGCAGAGACCAGGGCCCUUGGCCGCUGGGGAGCGUUGGGCACGGAAGUACGGAACCCAGAGGACAUGAAUCUCGACGUUUCAUAUCCAGCGAGCAUUGCGAGUGACCACAGGGCGGUCGCAGUCAUAAAUGAUGGUCAAAUAGAUCGCCUCUCUUCUGCUAAGAGGCACAUAUUCUGCGAUGGUAGCAGAAUCGGAGGGUCGGGUCUGACGGGACGUAUCGGAUCGGGUGUUGUCGAGCUGGCGCCGUCCAACAAAGACGCUGCUGUAGUAUGGUUCUCGUAUACGAGGUUACCAGAUUACGCCACCGUGAUGCAAGGCGAGCUUCGAGGGAUCGAAGCUGCGGCCGAUCGGCUGACUUCUACUCGGAAUAAUCCCUUAAAGCAGGCAGUUAUUUACAGUGAUAGUCAGGCCGCCAUCCGGGCAGUGGUUGGCCGAGGUAAGCUCGAGAGUACAUCAGUGAGGAACGCCCGCAGGGCGGUUGAACGUGCUGCUGCGUCAUGCGAUCUAGUAGUUCAGUGGACAAGAGCUCAUGCGGGUAUCAGUGGCAAUGAAAUCGCGGACACCCUGGCGAGAUUGGGCGGAAAGAGAAAGGAUAUAACAAACGUUGGCAUUCCUGA